AUCCUUUGUUAUUUGGACUUCGACGUUGAGGAAGACCACUUGCUGGUGAAUGCUCAGACUGACUAAAUUGAUACGUCCUACUCCCUUAUACACUACUCUAUCGCAUAAGACUCUCAAUACAUUUAGGGCAAUGUCCGUUUUCAAUACGUCCCGACUCGAGGGAAAGACUGUCCUCAUUACCGGCGCUUCAGCAGGUAUAGGAGCGUCCACCGCCAAACUAUUCGCCAAAGCUGGAGUCGCAAAUCUCAUCUUGACUGCUAGACGGGCGGACAAAUUGGCCGAAGUGAAGAAGGAAUGCGAGGGUGCAGGCAAAGUCAAUGUGAUAACUGUUGAGGCCGACAUGACCAAGCGAGAGGAUAUCAACCAGAUCUUGCCCAAAGCUGGGAAUAUCAAGGUCGAUAUCUUGGUCAACAACGCCGGGAUGGUGUAUGGACGUGAAGCAAUCGGGGACAUCGCCGAUUCGGACAUCGACGUCAUGUUCAGCACCAAUGUCAUCGGUCUGAUCCAUCUGACUCAGAUCCUGGUCCGGGAGUUCAAGAAGCAGAACUCAGGCAUGGUCAUCAACCUCGGUUCCAUCGCAGGUCGAGAGCCGUACGCUGGAGGCGCUAUCUACUGCGCUACCAAACACGCCGUCAUGUCCUUCUCGCACACUUUGCUCCGAGAGCUCGUCAGUACGCCCAUCAGAGUCGUCGAGAUUCAGCCUGGCAUGGUAGAAACCGAGUUCUCUCUCGUCAGAUUCAGAGGAGACAAGGAAGCUGCGGAUGCAGUGUACAAGGGCAUGGAGCCGUUGACCGGCGAGGACAUCGCUGAGGAGAUUGUCUGGUGCGCUUCGAGACCACCCCACGUCAAUAUUGCUCAGAUGCUGGUCCUACCCGUCGCCCAGGCCACAGCAACCAUCAGCCACAAGAAGCAGUAGAAAGGGGUGAAGACUGGUCCCUAAUGAUUAGCAGCAACUCAUGCAUGAACAUAUGUGUCC
Kockovaella imperatae is the source of this 976-nucleotide messenger RNA. RefSeq names its product NAD(P)-binding protein. The transcript is spliced from 11 exons. The record is from RefSeq and is a predicted model, not a curated record. NCBI's taxonomy places the organism in Eukaryota, Fungi, Basidiomycota, Tremellomycetes, Tremellales, Cuniculitremaceae. The coding region runs from base 50 to 916 and encodes 288 amino acids. Gene Ontology annotation, molecular function: oxidoreductase activity. Gene Ontology annotation, cellular component: cytosol.